Molecule: messenger RNA, 609 nt
Organism: Ficedula albicollis (Collared flycatcher)
Lineage: Eukaryota; Metazoa; Chordata; Aves; Passeriformes; Muscicapidae
Gene: NAGK
Product: N-acetylglucosamine kinase
Exons: 6
Molecular function (GO): N-acetylglucosamine kinase activity
Source: RefSeq, a predicted model, not a curated record
CACUGCAGCGUUCUGGAUCGCUCACUGCCCUGUCAAAGCCGUGUUUGGGGGUGUUUGGGGUCCCAGGAUGGUGACCCCAUUCCUGACCCCAUUCCUGACCCCGUUCCUGACCCCGUUCCCCACCCCACUGCAGCGUUCUGGAUCGCUCACCGCGCUGUCAAAGCCGUGUUUGACUCCAUGGACAACCUGCAGCCGGCGCCCCACGACGUGGGGUUUGUCCAGCAGGCCAUGUUCGACUACUUCCAGAUCUCGGACAGGAUGGGGCUCCUGACCCACCUGUACCGCACCUUCGAGAAGGCCAAGUUCGCGGGGUUCUGCCGGAGGGUGGCCGAGGGUGCCCAGCUCGGUGACCCCCUGUGCUGCCACAUCUUCACCGAAGCCGGCGAGUUCCUGGCUCGCCACGUGGUGGCCGUGCUGCCCAAAAUCCACCAGAGCCUGUUCCUGGGCGAGCUGGGGCUGCCCAUCCUCUGCGUGGGCUCGGUGUGGAACAGCUGGGAGCGCACGUGUUCUGAGCCAGAAAAAAACUGGGGGGAGAGCCCCAAAAACUGGGGGGAGAGCUCAAAAAAUGGGGGGAGCGCCCGGGAGAGGGUGUUUGUGGUUCGGCAAUAA